Messenger RNA from Kockovaella imperatae, 2455 nucleotides. RefSeq lists its product as hypothetical. The transcript is spliced from 17 exons. Gene Ontology annotation, biological process: RNA processing. Gene Ontology annotation, cellular component: nucleus. NCBI's taxonomy places the organism in Eukaryota, Fungi, Basidiomycota, Tremellomycetes, Tremellales, Cuniculitremaceae. Bases 40 to 2331 code for a protein of 763 amino acids. The record is from RefSeq and is a predicted model, not a curated record. Gene Ontology annotation, molecular function: RNA binding.
GAAUUCGAGACUCGGCGGAGGAGACGCUGUGUUGAAGACAUGUCGCGGAGACUGGAUCUCUCUCAAUUCAGGGGAGAUGAUUCGGACGACGAGGUUCCGAAAAAACAGCUUGAAUUGACUGACCUUAAACGAAAUGUAUUCACGGUUGGUAAUACGAAGAAGAGCAAAAAGGAUCUGGAGAAAGAAGCUGAAGAGAAGAAGAGGAUAGAAGAGGAGAAAGCAGCGGCACUCGCUUUGGCUGAGUUUGAGGAUGCCUUCGAGAAGCCUGGUUCGUCCUUCGGAACGAGCGGUGUGAGAGGAUUUAUAGGAGGUGUACGAGGAGGGUUCGUGAGAGCUGGAGGCGCAGGAAAUGCGACACCUUAUGAACCUCCCCGCGGACCUUCCAUGGCCCAACCUCCCUCUGGACCUUCUGGACCGCCGAAAGGGCCAGCAGCGAUGGGAUACGCACGGCCCACUCCACGAGCCAUGUUCAAAGCUCCUUCCCCGCCUCCCUCCGCCGGCCCAAAACCAAAGGGCAAACGAGCAAUGGAUAGCUUCUUGGAAGAGAUCAAAUCCAAUCAAGCUGUCCGGGAACAGCGCUUAGGGAAGAAAGCAAAGAUGGAGGGAUCUUCCGUUACGGCCCUUGCAGCUUGGGAAGGUACCAGUGGUGGUCGACCCAUAGGCGAGGCCGAGUCUACAAAUCUAUUUGUGGGCAAUCUCCCGUCAAAUGUCACAGAAGAGACCCUAGGUCUGUUCUUCGCAAAGAUUGGACCCGUCGGAACCGUCAAGAUCAUGUGGCCUCGAGGCGAUAUUGACUCAUCCAUCGGCGGAGUGGUCACCUCUUCUCGAUGGGCUAAACCAGGCCUACAGGGUUUUGUGGCGUAUAUGAAACGGAAAGACGCCGAGACUGCAGUAAAUGAACUAGACGGGUUGGACUGGGGUGGAAGCGUCAUCAGGGUUGGAUGGUCCAAGCCUGUCCCAGUACCUACUCGGGCCAUCUAUGAUCUCGGAUCCAGCAGAGGACGAUCCCCGGAACCCAGCUCAUCGCGGCACAAGGCUCGGUCACCUUCUUACUCCAUAUCUCCUUCUCCUCCGCCUCGAUCCAAACGUCGCCAAUCCCCAUCCGGUCCCAGAUCGCCGUCUCCAAGACGAAACGAGUCUCGGCACAAUCGCUCAGAGUCAUACUCCUCACGUUCUCGCUCCCGUUCGCAUUCGCGAUCGCGAUCACCUCCGCCAAAGAAACUCAGCUCGAGGGAAAAGUGGCUCAAAAAGGUACCUGUAGAGACGGAUAAGUUCAUCAGGGCUGUUGCUGCCAAAGUCAGACAUCACGGCAAAGGCUUCGAACAGGUCUUGAAGACCAAGGAGAAAGACAACGAAAAAUUCAACUUCUUCUUCAACUCUGAUCUGCCCGACUAUCACCUCUAUCGGUCUUUAUUGAGUUCAUCUUACCGGAUCCCGACUCCUCCACCGGAUGAUUUCGUGGAUGAAGGUUACGCAUCCAUGUACUCGUCUGAUUCUGCAGAGGAUUCGGAGAGAGAGAGAAUAGGCAAGACCAAAGUCGGAAAACUCGCUAGGAAGAGAUACGAGGCGAUGUUACGGAUGAUGAGUGGCAAGAGAGCGGAAAUCGGGCGUGCUAUGGAGUUUGCAGUCAAGCAUGCCGAAGCGGCCGACGAGGUCGCGGAUAUCAUUUGUCAAAGCCUGAGGAUAGACGAUACGCCAGUUCCAAGAAAAAUUGCUCGGCUUCAUCUAGUGUCUGACAUCUUGCACAAUUCAGCAUCACCUCUGCCCAAUGUCUGGAAGUAUCGUCUAGCUUUUGAACAGCGACUUCCCAAGGUCUUUGCUCAUCUCUCGGACGUGGAAAAGAGCUUGAGGGCGUACUCGGGCAUCAUCAGUGCGGAUGUGUUCAAGACACAAGUCUUGACUGUCCUUGAAAUUUGGGAUCGAUGGAUUGUCUUCACUGGCGAAGUCAGCGAGAGUCUUCGCGAACUGUUCCUCGGCGAUCGAACGUUGAAUGGGGCGGGGAAGACAGAUGAAGCGGAGCACCAGGAGCAACAAGAGAAGAAGGCUAAAGACGACAGUGAGGGGUCACGAGGGGGUUUUAAAACGUCCGGCUUUAAAUCAUCGUUUAAACCUCUGUCCGCUGUCGCAGCGCCUGCCGAGUCGACACUCGAGGACGGCGGCAACGCUACUGCCGAACAACUAGAUGGAGAGGACAUGGAGCUGGAUGGUGAGCCAAUGGAAGAGGAAGAUGUGGACGGAGAAGCAAUGGACGAGGAUCUAGACGGCGAGGCGAUGGAGGAUCUCGAUGGAGAAGCCAUGGGAGAAGACGACGUCGAUGGCGAGCCAAUGUGAUUCAUCGUGCCUCAUGCCGAUUCUUGACUACGGUACCGGAUAGUUUACUGGAUGAUACCGAUGUCAUCAUGAUGGUAUCGACUGUACUGAUACUGGAUAAGAUGCUUGUGAUGACACAAAUGAC